AUGGUUCGACGUGUGGCAGUAGUUGGAGCAGGCAGUUCUGGUUUGGCCUGUAUCAAGAUCUGUGUGGAUGAGGGGCUCGAGCCUGUCUGCUUUGAAAGCAGUGAUGACAUUGGCGGCUUGUGGAAUUUUAGAGAGACACCUGAGCUAGAGCGAACCAGCAUCUACCGGUCCUUGGUGGUCAAUACCUCCAAAGAAAUGAUGUGCUUCAGUGAUUUUCCAAUGCCGUCUGACUAUCCCAACUUCAUGCAUAACUCACAGCUUCUGCAGUACUUCAGGCUCUAUGCUGAACACUUUGACCUGCUUAGAUACAUUAACUUUCAGACCACAGUGAGGAGUGUUUUGCAAAGACCGGAUUUCUCUCUAUCCGGCCAAUGGGAAGUAGUGACCAUAAACAAGAACGGACAGGAAGAGAGGCACAUCUUUGAUGCCGUUCUGGUGUGCUCAGGUCACUACACCCAUCCAACAUUACCAUUGUCUGACUUUCAAGGGCAUGAAACCUUUUCUGGCAGGUGUCUUCACAGCUGGGAAUAUAAAGAUGCAGAUGCCUUCACAGGAAAAAGGGUGGUGGUGGUCGGCAUUGGCAAUUCUGGAGGUGAUAUUGCUGUGGAGAUUAGCAGAUCGGCCGAGAAGACCUUUCUCAGUACACGUCAAGGGGCCUGGGUGAUGGGCAGGAUGUCCACCAAUGGCGUUCCUCUCGACAUGGCAGUAAUCAAACGGAUCAACAAUGUCCUCUUCCAAUUGCUCCCCAAGACUUUGGUCAACUGGGCAGCAGAGAGAGCACUGAACAAUAAAUAUGACCACAUAUUGUAUGGUCUAAAACCCAAACACAGACUUAUGGAGAGAAAGCCUAUGAUCAAUGACGAUCUCCCAGGCCGAAUCCUUCAGGGAGCAAUAGUCAUGAAGCACAAUCUGGAAGGGUUCAAGGACUCUAGAGUUGUAUUUGAAGAUGGCACGGUGGAGGAGAACAUUGAUGCCGUGGUAUUUUGCACAGGUUACACUGGAAAGUUCCCAUUCCUACCAUCAACUCUGUCAGAGGGACCAUUUGAAGAGGUGACACUGUACAAGAGAGUGUUUCCUCCAUCCCUGCAUCCUCCCACACUGGCCGUCAUGGGACUUUUCCAAGUAAAAGGUCCAAUCAUGCCUACAGUGGAAAUGCAGGCUCGCUGGGCUGUUAAGGUCUUUUUAGGUCAGAGUCGUCUUCCAACCAAAGAGAAAAUGCUGGAUGUUAUUGAGUCUGAGAGGAGGAGAAACAUGCAAAGCUAUCCUUGUCCACGGCAGGCUGUUCUACAGGUUGAUUACAUCCCAUAUCUGGAUUUUAUGGCUGGGGAAGUAGGUGUUCGACCAAAACUCCUGAGGCUUUUUCUGAGAGACCAUGUGCUCUGGGCAAAGGUCUUCUUUGGUCCCUGCACACCUUAUCAAUAUCGUCUUAGUGGGCCUGGAAACUGGUCUGGUGCCAGACAAGCUAUCUUCACUCAGUGGGAGCGGGUUGCUCAACCAUUCAGAACCAGAGAAAUACCAGACAACACCAGUAAAUUUGGCUUGUAUUCUCCACUGAUGCUCACAUUCACAGGAACUAUAAUAAUAGUCGUGCUUUUUUCUAAAGGCAAGAUCGUUACGACCCUGGAAGCUGCUACUGAGAUGCUGAACAAAAGCACAGUUUUUCUGAGGAAGUUGUGGUUCAGCUUACCACAGAAUCCUGAUAUGUAA
Molecule: messenger RNA, 1707 nt
Organism: Pelmatolapia mariae (spotted tilapia)
Lineage: Eukaryota; Metazoa; Chordata; Actinopteri; Cichliformes; Cichlidae
Product: flavin-containing monooxygenase 5-like
Exons: 10
Coding region: 1-1707 (568 amino acids)
Molecular function (GO): NADP binding; flavin adenine dinucleotide binding; N,N-dimethylaniline monooxygenase activity
Source: RefSeq, a predicted model, not a curated record